Molecule: messenger RNA, 1833 nt
Organism: Alternaria metachromatica
Lineage: Eukaryota; Fungi; Ascomycota; Dothideomycetes; Pleosporales; Pleosporaceae
Exons: 2
Coding region: 1-1833 (610 amino acids)
Source: RefSeq, a predicted model, not a curated record
AUGUCGAGUAAUUGUCUUACAGUGCUCGAAGACGCCGCCCCGCCGUCGACUGGCAAGACCAAGAAGUCUGUCCGCAUUCUCUCGCCCACUACUACGAUUCCACCGCCCAUCUUUGACGACUCAGAUGCGACCUUGAACGAGCUUAUGGCCCGGCGAUCGAGCCAAGGUCGGCCUGCAAGCCCACCGCCUCCCGUAACACCCGCCGGCUUUGUCAACAACUCUGUCACAGCGGGCGAAGCCAAUGCCCAAGUUGUCGGGAAAGACGCCAUGGCAAUAGCGGACGCGUCCCCAAACCCGAGAUCAACCUUUGGCGAGCCGCUGGCGAUGCAAUCGCCGGGUAACGUACCAGCGAAUCCAUUCUCGAGAACACUGGCCUCGUUAGAACCCCAAGACAAAGAGAGCGAGGAGGAGCGGACGAACACGGGAAGACCGAUGCUAGGCAACAGCAGAGCUUCCUUGGAUGUGGAGAGCUUCAAGAACCUACUCCUGACCGGAAAGGCUACUCCGCGACCAUCCGGUCCGCCUCAGCAGUCUACGAGCGCAUCACAACCCGUCGCAGGCGCGCAAUUCGAGACCAGUAGUAGCACGGAUACCUCCUCAGUCUCCCGGCAAUCGCUAUUCGAGCCCAUACAAGAAUCCCACGCUGACUCGCCACGUACAUCGGUCGAUAUGGCUGACUCGGAAGAGGACGAGAGCAUGGGGCUAGUCUCCGAGGUGAAGAAGGGCAAAAAGAAGCCCCCACCUGCCCCCAAGCAUCGACACGGAAAGCUCGUUACGCAGAGACAGCCACAGACAGUGUCCUUCGAGAGCUUUGCAGCCACAGAGCCAACACCACCGCCGGCUAUCAGACGGACAGACAGUUCGGAUACAAACAAGCCGCUCCCCCCAACUCCCGUUGCUGCGCCGCAGUCAUCCCAUAUCAGCACGCAAGAUACCACCCCGCUACAAUCCCAACCAACCCCACCAGCACAAGACCUGCCUUCACCGCCUUCGGAAGGCACAAAUAGACAAAAGAAGGCACCUCCGCCCGUGCCAUUGGCCCGUAGGCAGAGUCAGCUCAAGACGACGACGACAACAGGCAAUAGAUCGCGGAGCAGUUCAAACCUUACGAUAUCAUCUCAGCACUCGGUUGACCCCAUACAAAGCCCAGUUCCAAGUAACGUCGACCCGUUUGGAGCAAAGUCACCACCACGUCCUCCACCUUCACGACACGGCGCACGACUCGCAAACAUAGGCAACUCAAGCGCGAACUCUUCUAGCACCGAACUGCCACAGCGUUCAAGUUCGGGUCGAACGCCGAGAUCUGUUCCAGAACCCCCUUCAUCCCGCCGGAGCACUCUAGAAUCCCAACCUUCGUCACCCGCGCCGAGUGUGCACCGCGCCUCAUCCAUAUCGUCCAAUCGCAAUACCCAGCGAAACGUAUCUGGAGAAAGCACAGGAAGCAAUAUGCCGCCACCUCCGCCUCCACCAAGACGCCGAUCGAAUCGCUCAAGCCUUGAUCAGCAAAGACCUCAGAUACCCUCUUCGUCCCCCACAGAAAGCCGACGGACAAGCACGGAGUACCGCCGUACAAGUACAGAGCACAGACGGACGAGCGUAGCCAGCGAAAGCUCAUUGAGAAGGGAAUACGCGCCUGCAGACGAGAAAGGUGGGAACGAAUAUGCCUUAUACUCGCCAAUGGAAGAGAGCGAGAAGAAGCUAGGUCUCGAUGAAAACAUGGCUGGUGGGAAGGAGGGCGAGGGAAGGAGCGACUCAAGUAACAUCCUCGACGAUAUGGAAAAGUUCCAACGCGAGAUCGACGAGUUGAGGACGAAGUAUAAACAAACGGGAUAG